Linum tenue is the source of this 108-nucleotide messenger RNA. The record is from the annotation of a GenBank genome assembly. Lineage: Eukaryota; Viridiplantae; Streptophyta; Magnoliopsida; Malpighiales; Linaceae.
AUGCUCCGCGGCCUUUGCCAGCAACCUAGGGAACUGCUCGAUUACUGCAGCGGAGCUCAAAGGAGCAGUGGCGGGUCUUCAAAUGGCCUGGGACAAAGGCUAUCGUAA